AUGUAUCGCCCUCCUAUAAACUUUCUCACUUUGCAUUAUGCGUACAUCAUCUUCAUGGGCUUGCUGGCCCUGCCAAUUCUGUAUCCCUAUGGGAACAUGGAUGCUAUUGACGCGUGGUUCUUUGGAGCCAGUGCGUCAACUGAAUCUGGAUUGAACACCAUCGAUGUCAAGGCGUUGAAGACGUAUCAGCAGCUUUACAUUUACUUCAUUCCUAUUUUGACGAACCUCGGCUUCAUCAACAUCAUCGUUGUUGUCGUGCGUCUUUAUUGGUUUAAGCGACACCUGAAACGUCUUGCACCGCAGAUGGUCGAUCGCCGAAGCGAGGACGUUGAAGAUGCCUACGAUGAAUCGAAGCUCAAGACCGACACCACCGGCAAAUCGACAGUAGAUACAAGUAUCCCUGUUGGGACAGAAGGCGAGGCAACAGAACGAGAUGAGCAGAGGCCGGUCGCUCGUACCACAACUAUCUCGUUCGAUCCCUCUUCCGAAGCACAUACAGGAAACACCACUUUAUACAUCCCAGGCCCUCGUGCUCGCGAACAUGGACAACCCAUCGUCGCAAAAGCCCAUGGCGAUGACCAUUACGACGAAUCCGAUGACGAAGACAGAAUCAAGCCCGUACCCAGCACAGCAUCCGCUCCCGCAACAUCCAUGCGUCGCCGUCGCCGUCUAAGCAACGACGAUCUUCAAAUCACGGCCGCCAAAUCCAUCGACCGCGUCGCCAACGUCGCUGCCUCGCUCCUAAUCCUCGGCUCCCAAACAACACGUCCUCGAUCCGUACACUCAACCUCCCAACAAAAACAACAACUUGAGGUCCCUUUCCUGUCGCGUCAGGCUACCAUCGGAAGAAAUUCGCAGUUUAAGAAUUUGACUGAGCAUGAUCGGGAGGUACUUGGUGGUAUUGAGUACAGGACUUUGAAGUUGCUUCUCAAGAUCGUGACUUGUUACUUCUUUGGUCUUCAUCUCUUUGGAGCUAUUUGUCUCGUCGGUUGGAUUCAUACCGCGAACUCCAAGUAUACCGAUGUUCUUGAUGCCGCUGGUCAAGACAAGACAUGGUGGGGUUUUUACUCUGCCCAAACCAUGACGGAUAAUCUUGGCUUCACCCUAACACCCGACUCAAUGAUCUCCUUCCGCGAUGCCAGAUGGCCCAUGAUCCUGAUGAGUUUCCUCGCCUUUGCCGGAAACACUCUCUACCCCGUCUUCCUCCGGCUGACAAUCUGGAUCAUGUCUAAAAUCACACCCAAGAACUCCACAACCCAGGAGUCCCUCACGUUCCUUCUCAACCAUCCUCGUCGAUGCUACACUCUUCUCUUCCCUAGUGGUCCAACAUGGAUUCUAUUCGGAAUCAUCUUCGCUCUCAACUUCGUUGACAUCCUUCUCAUUAUCCUCCUCGACCUGAAUAACCCAGAAGUAUCAUCUUUGCCCCUCGCCGCGCGUAUUCCUGCGGCUAUCUUCCAAGCUGCUUCAGCGCGUCACACCGGUACAGCUUCAUUUAAUCUUGCAAAUGUCAACCCGGCUGUGCAGUUGAGCUUGCUUGUUAUGAUGUACAUUGCCAUCUUUCCCAUCGCGAUCAGUAUCCGUGCGUCGAAUGCGUACGAGGAGAAGUCGCUUGGACUUUGGGAACACGAGGAGUCGUUGAAUGAGCAGAACAGCAAAUCAUAUCUUAUGACGCAUAUGAAGAACCAGCUUGGUUUUGAUCUGUGGUACAUUUUCUUGGGAACAUUCUGCAUCUGCAUCGCCGAAUCGAAGAGGAUUGCAGAUGUCAAGGAUCCUUCAUUUUCUGUGUUCGCUAUCCUUUUUGAAGUUACUUCUGCCUAUGGUAAUGUCGGUCUAAGUCUCGGAUACCCAACCGUGGCCACCUCAUUGUGUGGCAUGUUUGGAGUCUUUGGCAAAGUCGUCAUCUGUUUCAUGAUGAUCCGUGGACGCCAUCGAGGUCUUCCUUAUGCCCUUGACCGAGCUAUCAUGCUUCCCACUGCACGAGUUUCGGAGAGUUCUGAGGACGCUUGA
Molecule: messenger RNA, 2007 nt
Organism: Fusarium coffeatum
Lineage: Eukaryota; Fungi; Ascomycota; Sordariomycetes; Hypocreales; Nectriaceae
Exons: 10
Coding region: 1-2007 (668 amino acids)
Biological process (GO): potassium ion import across plasma membrane; intracellular potassium ion homeostasis
Cellular component (GO): plasma membrane
Molecular function (GO): high-affinity potassium ion transmembrane transporter activity
Source: RefSeq, a predicted model, not a curated record